UUCCGAAGCAGUUCGCGACGCACCGACGAGCACGCGCGCACCACGAAAGAAUCCGAUUUCUUCAACCACAGCAAGAGAAACACCGCCACGAUGUCGUACAAUCCGCGAAUGAGCAUCAUCCCUGCCACGCAGCAGUCUCGCUCGCGCAAGAAAGAGGAGGAGGCGGAUGCGUUUAUGCGCCUCCCUGACCGCGAGAUUGUCGGCUGCAUUACAGACAUCGGCAUCAACUUCACCGUCGCGGACCUCCAAAAACCCAACCCCGUCUACGUCCAGCAGAUUUUCGAGUGGUUCGCCGAACUUCUCCUCAAUGCGACGCGUGACUCGGUUGAGCCCGCGAUGUGCGCUGCUGCCGAGGACAUCUGUGGCGAAUUCUCGGAUGUCAUCCCCGCCGACACACGCAACUUGAUGGGCUUUUACGUAUCGCUACGGAAGUUGCUAUUUGAAUGCGGUAUUACCGACUUCAGCUUCAACGACCUGUAUAAGCCGACAUACGAGCGACUUGUCCGGAUCUUCAGCUACCUGAUUAACUUCGUCCGGUUCCGCGAGUCGCAGACUAGUGUAAUCGACGAGCACUACAACAAGUCCGAGUCUACCAAGACACGCAUUGAGACGCUUUAUACCGAGAACCAGGAUAACGAGGGCCGCCUGGAAGACAUGCGCCGUAACCGAAAGACAAUGGAGGCGCAGGUCCGCGAGAAAACGAUACGCAAUGAAGACCUGAAGAGGCGACUGUUGGAGCUGCGUCGCAACCAGGAAAAGGUCGCCACACGUCUCGAGGAGGCAAAGCAAAGGAAGGGCGAACUCACUGGGCUUCUCGAGCAGAAGACGCAAGAGAAGCUUACUCUGAAGCAGGAGAGCACCAAGCUGCGUCCAUAUGUGAUCCAGAGCCCCUCGGCUCUUCAGGACAACUUGACGGAAUUGCGCGAGAUCCUGAGCAAUGACAAAUCACAUAUCGAUGCUUUGGACCGCCGGGCACGAGCCCUCCAGACGUCGACGGAUUCCUUCGCAGUCGUAUCCACAGAUGUCGCCUCUUGCAUCAAGAUCCUCGAUGAGAUUUCCGCAGAGCUGUCCAAAGAGGAGGAGGAGAUGGCCCGCAAUACCAAGCAGCGUGACGCCCUCUCAGAGCGUGGUAACAACGCGCGCGAGGUGGAACGAGCCGAGACAAUGCUGAAACGGCAACUCAGCAAGUGGACGGAGCGGACAGAGAAACUCCGAGAGCAAAGCAACCUCAAGGCCCAGGAAGCCAAGCAGAAAAUGCACGAGCUCCGAGCAGUGCACAAGGGACUCACUGACGAGCACACGGAGAAGGGAAAGGAGAUGGAAAUCCGCCGAGUGAGGAUUGAGCAAACUGAGAAGAAGAUGGUCGAUCUCAAGGAGAACAUUGAGAACGAGGUCCACACAGCACAUGACGAGUACCUGAAGAUGGAGGCCCACAUCAAGUUGUACAUCAAGGAAAUGGAGCAGGCCGUCGCCUAGACGUGACGUCUUUUCCGUUUUUAUGAGGAUGGCCUCUGCUUUUUGCUUGUUGAUGUUUUGGAUGGGGCGGGAAGCAAUUGGAACUGAGAUACCACAUGGGUCCGGCGUUGAGGGUAGCAGUCAUGAGGCUUGUGGAAUCUUUUGGUUUUGAGGGGUUUCUGCAUACAAUGAUAAUAAUAACGA
Molecule: messenger RNA, 1659 nt
Organism: Ilyonectria robusta
Lineage: Eukaryota; Fungi; Ascomycota; Sordariomycetes; Hypocreales; Nectriaceae
Product: Nuf2 family-domain-containing protein
Exons: 2
Coding region: 91-1476 (461 amino acids)
Biological process (GO): attachment of mitotic spindle microtubules to kinetochore; mitotic spindle organization; meiotic chromosome segregation
Cellular component (GO): kinetochore; Ndc80 complex
Molecular function (GO): protein-containing complex binding
Source: RefSeq, a predicted model, not a curated record